CUCAAGUUUCAUUACCAUUUACCUACACAUGCUAGCUCAAGUUUCAUUACCAUUUACCUGUACAAGCUAACUCAAGUUUAUAACUCAAGUUUCAUUACCAUUUACCGAUACAAGCUAGCUCAAGUUUAUAACUCAAGUUUCAUUACCAUUUACCUGUACAAGCUAACUCAAGUUUAUAACUCAAGUUUCAUUACCAUUUACCGAUACAAGCUAGCUCAAGUUUAUAACUCAAGUUUCAUUACCAUUUACCUGUACAAGCUAACUCAAGUUUAUAACUCAAGUUUCAUUACCAUUUACCGAUACAAGGUAGCUCAAGUUUAUAACUCAAGUUUCAUUACCAUUUACCUGUACAAGCUAACUCAAGUUUAUAACUCAAGUUUCAUUACCAUUUACCGAUACAAGCUAGCUCAAGUUUCAUUACCAUUUACCUAUACAAGCUAG
Lottia gigantea (owl limpet) is the source of this 441-nucleotide messenger RNA. RefSeq lists its product as hypothetical. The transcript has a single exon. The annotation marks the transcript as partial. The record is from RefSeq and is a predicted model, not a curated record. Lineage: Eukaryota; Metazoa; Mollusca; Gastropoda; Lottiidae.